UACUUCAUGUUUUACUUCUGUUUUCUUGUAUUUUCUUUUUUCUUGCUGCUUCUCCUCUUUCACCUUCAGCUAAAUCAAGACCUAAGCAGCAUAGCCAUGGAUAUCUAUUUCAACCAGAAAAACUUAAGCCUCAUUGGAGUCCCACCUCAAAGAGAAGUUCCAAGCUUUCAGAAAGAGUUCCUGCUUGAUGAAAAAGAACAGCUUGCUAACCACAGAAGAGAAAUUGAUGCUAAGCUUUUGUCUGCACUUCCUAAAGUUGCAGAAUUAAGAAAAAUCUUUGAACCAAAGAGAAAAGAAUUUUUAGAAAUGAAAAGAAAAGAAAGAAUUGCCAGGCGCUUAGAAGGAAUUGAAACGGACACACAGCCCAUCCUCUUGCAGAGCUGCCCCGGAUUAGUGACUCAUCGGCUGCUGGAGGAAGACACGCCCAGAUACAUGCGAGCCUCGGACCCUGCCAGCCCCCACAUCGGCAGAUCAAACGAAGAGGAAGAAACUUCUGACUCUUCGUCAGAGAAGCAGGCACGGCCUAAACCCUGCCCAGAAACCUCAGUCCGUGGUGAUUCUUCCUAUGGCGCGGGUGCCAUGGACCCCCAGGGUCUUGAGUCCAAAGCAGAAAGAAUUGCAAGGUACAAGGCAGAGAGGAGACGGCAGCUGGCCGAGAAAUACGGGCUAACUCUGGAUCCUGCAGCCGACUCAGAAUCUCUCUUUCGGUACACCAAGCCCAGGAAGGCCCCUGAUGCUGCUGAGGAAAGGGGAGGGAAAGGUGAUAGACAGGUGGGAUCCAGCAGAGAUGCGAGCUCUGCCUCCUCCAGGGCCUGCACGGCUGAACCCAAAGACUAUGUCCUCCGCGGGAGUGAUGGGGUGUCCGACACAGAGGAGCUGCUCAACGUGGAAAACCAAAGUCGAGGUCAAGAGCUGAGUGCCACUGAGCAGGCCCAUGACCUGCCCCCCGAGGUGGAAAGUUCCUCAUCCUUCCCAUUCUCCAGGCGGGACUGCGCCUUCAGCGAAGUGCCAAGGUCCCCAAAGCACCUGCAUGGUGUGCCCCUCUCCUCGCCUCGGCUGCCGCCCUCCCCGAGCCACUCAGCCUGCGACCCGGCCUGCCCCCAGGAGGUACUGUCCAGAACAGGGAAACCCAAACACGAGUGGUUUCUCCAGAAAGAUUCCGAAGGGGACACACCUUCACUUAUCAACUGGCCUUCCAGAGUUAAAGUUAGAGAAAAAUUGGUGAAAGAGGAGAGUGCUCGCAACAGUCCUGAACUGGCCUCAGAGUCCUUUACGCAGAGGAGACAGCAGCCAGGGCCAGACCGUUACAUAUCCUUUCCAUCAGAAAAAACAGCCUUCGAUAGGGUCCUGAGCAAGGCAGCCAGCUCUGCACGACAACCAAUCCGUGGCUAUGUCCAACAAGUAGAUCCCAUUCACACCGCCAAGCUGGUGCCCUCAGAUAUCUCAGAAAAUGUAUCUGAGUGCAGCUGGGUGGAAUUAGCCACCCAGAAUGUCAUAAAGCCUCCCACCUUGAAGGUUCUACAAGGUGAAAGAAGGGAUACCCCAGUUCUCCAUAUUUGUGAAUCGAAAGCAGAAGAAGAUGUGCUCUUGGCCGAAGCUCUCGAGAAAAGCAGGGAAACACUUUUGGCUUUGGAGGACCACGGGCUUGCGAGAAGUCGCAAAGACCCCUCUGAAAAUGAAGCCUUUGGUAAGCCUGCAGUUAGCACAGUCAUCUUAGAGCUUCAGAAGGAAGCAGAGAGCCUGCCACCCCCACCCCCGGCUCAGCACCAGCCCAUGGAGCAAAUGGGCAGGAGAGAGAUGGUGGUGCAUGUGCAGAAUGAGCCUGGGUCCCCAGAUACCAGGGUGACAGGUCACAAGAAGGAAGCACCCGUGAGGAGGCGCAAGGUCCUCACACGGUCCCUGUCUGACUACACGGGCCCACCUCAGCUCCAGGCCCUAAAGUACAAGGAUGCAGCUUCAAAGCAAGAGCCCGAGCCUCAGAUUGCUAAAGCCGAAGGGCCCCACUCGGAAGUUGGCAUGCUGGACACAAAGGUCUCUGUCGCCCAGCUGCGAAAUGCGUUUCUGGAAUCUGCCAGUGCUAUCAAGAAACCCGAACUCCAAUCACGGGUUGAAAGGUCAACCGAAGGCAUAGGCUUGCCUACCAAUGUGGAACAGGAGAGAGGGACCCGGAAACCAAGACGCUAUUUUUCUCCUGGUGAAAGUAGAAAAACUUCUGAGAGAUUUAGAACUCAGCCCAUUACCUCAGCAGAACGAAAGGAAUCAGAUAGGUCCACUUCAAAUUCAGAAGUGCCAGCUGCUGAGGAUGAAGAAAAGGUAGAUGAACGAGCCAAGCUGAGCGUUGCUGCCAAGAGGCUGCUUUUCAGGGAAAUGGAAAAAUCAUUUGAUGAGAAAAACGUUCCAAAGCGACGCUCAAGAAAUGCGGCCGUAGAGCAGAGGCUGCGGCGUCUGCAGGACAGAUCCCACACCCAGCCGGUUACCACUGAGGAAGUGGUCAUCGCAGCCACUGAACCUAUCCCUGCCUCAUGCUCUGUGGCCACCAACCCUGUAAUGACAAGACUUCCUAGUCCCACUGUAGCUCAGAGCACUGUGCAGCCUGCCAGAUUGCAGGCGUCUGCUCACCAAAAGGCUUUAGCCAGAGAACAGGCAAAUGACGGCAAAGAUUCUACUGAGCGAGGUGAACCUGAUUCCAGCACUCUAAGCUUAGCAGAGAAGCUGGCCUUGUUUAACAAGCUGUCCCAGCCAGUCUCAAAAGCGAUUUCUACCCGAAACAGAAUAGAUGUGAGACAGAGGAGAAUGAAUGCUCGCUAUCAAACUCAGCCAGUCACACUUGGAGAAGUGGAACAGGUGCAAAGUGGAAAGCGCAUUCCUUUCUCACCUACUGUGAGCACGUCUGUGUCCAUGGUGGCAUCUCUAGUUGCUCCAGUAUAUGCCGGGGAUCUUCGGACAAAGCCACCCGUGGGUGAUGGCACAAGUGCCACUGACUAUAAGUUUCCCUCUUCGAUAGAAAAUUUGGACUCUCCCAUUAAAAGCAUUCUGAAAACCCCAGCCUGGCAGCCUUCAAGAGAGGGUAGUGGGAGCAAACGAAUGUUGAGAGAAUCUGGAGAGACAGAAAGCAAGAGAGGUGAAGAUGGUGGAGUUAUGAAGUAUGGGUCCUUUGAGGAAGCAGAGCUGCCAUCCUACUCCGUCCUGAACAAAGUCUGGGAAAGAGAUAGCCUUCAAGAACCCAAAUAUGCUGUCCUGAGAAAGGGAAGCCUGGAACUAGCCAACCCUCUCAUCGCCCAUCUUGGGGACGAGCGACAGGAAUUUUCCAUUGCUAGAAGCACUGCACAAGGGAGCCCAGACUUGAAGGACAGGCAGCCCUUUCAAGAGAAGGUGGGCAUGGAGAAUGUCAUUCAAAGGAAGUUUUCACUAAGAGCAGCAGAGGUCGGGGAGCCCACUUUGGAGCAGUUGGGCUCAGCUGCUGGGGAAACUACUGCUCAAACUGCAACUCCAGUGUCCUGGAAGCAGCAGGGCCCUCCCGAACAACCACAGGAGAAGCACCCCAAGAACCCAUGUACGGUGUUCGCUGCCGGGGAGAUGAGAGCACCGACCGUGGAGGGCGAUUCGCCCAGCAAAACCAUGUCGAUUAAAGAAAGAUUAGCACUGUUGAAGAAGAGCGGUGAGGAAGAUUGGAAAAAUAGACUUUCCAGAAAGCAGGAGUAUGGCAAAGCGUCUGUCACUAGCAGCCUGCACAUGCAAGAAGUGGAACAGUCGCUCAAGAAGAAGCGGAUCACGGAAAGUCGAGAGAGCCAAAUGAGUAUCGAAGAGAGGAAGCAUCUCAUCACCGGGAGAGAGGAAGCAUGGAAGGCAAAAGGCAAAGGAGCUGCCAACGAUUCCACCCAGUUCACUGUGGCCGGCAGAAUGGUGAAGAAAGGUCUGGCAUCACCCACGGCCAUAACUCCAGUAGCGUCCCCUCUUGGCAGUAAAACAAGAGGCAUGACACCAGUUUCCAAACCCCUGGAAGAUAUUGAAGCCAGACCAGACAUGCAGUUAGAAUCAGACCUGAAGUUGGACAGGCUGGAAACCUUUCUGAGAAGGCUGAAUAACAAAGUUGGUGGAAUGCAAGAAACGGUCCUCACUGUCACCGGUAAAUCUGUUAAAGAGGUGAUGAAGUUGGACGAUGACGAGACCUUUGCCAAAUUUUACCGCAGCAUGGAUUAUACUGUACCCAGAAGCCCUGUGGAGCUAGAUGAGGACUUUGAUGUACUUUUCGAUCCUUAUGCCCCCAAGCUGACAUCCUCUGUGGCCGAGCACAAGCGAUCAGUCAGGCCCAAGCGCCGGGUCCAGGCUUCCAAAAACCCCCUGAAAAUGCUGGCAGCAAGAGAGGACCUCCUUCAGGAAUACACUGAGCAGAGAUUAAACGUUGCCUUCAUGGAGUCAAAGCGUAUGAAAGUUGAAAAGAUGUCCUCCAACUCCAACUUCUCAGAAGUCACUCUGGCAGGUUUAGCCAGUAAAGAAAACUUCAGCAACGUCAGCCUGCGGAGUGUCAACCUGACAGAACAGAAUUCUAACAACAGUGCCGUGCCCUACAAGAAGCUGAUGUUGGUACAGAUUAAAGGAAGAAGACAUGUGCAGACAAGACUUGUGGAACCUCGAGCUUCAUCACUCAACAGUGGGGACUGCUUCCUGCUGCUCUGUCCCCAUUACUGCUUCCUGUGGUCAGGGGAAUUUGCAAAUGUCAUAGAAAAGGCAAAGGCCUCAGAACUUGCAACUUUAAUUCAGACAAAGAGGGAACUUGGUUGUAGAGCUACUUAUGUCCAGACUAUUGAAGAAGGAAUUAAUACACACACUCAUGCAGCCAAAGACUUCUGGAAACUUCUGGGUGGCCAAACCAGUUACCAAUCUGCUGGAGACCCAAAAGAAGACGAACUGUAUGAGACAGCCAUAAUAGAAACAAACUGCAUUUACCGUCUGAUGGAUGACAAACUUGUUCCUGAUGAUGACUACUGGGGGAGGAUCCCAAAGUGCUCCCUUCUGCAAUCAAAAGAGGUACUGGUGUUUGAUUUUGGUAGUGAAGUUUAUGUGUGGCAUGGAAAAGAAGUCACAUUAGCACAACGGAAAAUAGCAUUUCAGCUGGCAAAGCACUUAUGGAAUGGAACCUUUGACUAUGAGAACUGUGACAUCAACCCAUUGGAUCCUGGAGAAUGCAAUCCGCUUAUUCCCAGGAAAGGACAGGGGCGGCCUGACUGGGCAAUAUUUGGGAGACUUACAGAACACAAUGAGACUAUUCUGUUCAAAGAGAAAUUUCUCGAUUGGACUGAACUGAAGAGACCUAAUGAGAAGACUGCCUACGACCUUGCCCAGCAGAAGGAAUUCCGGGAAGAGCCAAGGGCAGAAGUCAAGCCAUAUGAUGUGACGCUGAUGGUGCCGGUGCCCCAGACGACAAGCAGCACUGUACUGGACGGGGUGAAUGUUGGCCGUGGCCACGGCCUGGUGGAAGGGGACGACAGGAGGCAGUUUGAGAUCACCAGCGUCUCUGUGGAUGUCUGGCAUAUCCUUGAAUUUGACUACAGCAGGCUUCCCAAACAGAGCAUCGGGCAGUUCCAUGAGGGGGACGCCUAUGUGGUCAAGUGGAAGUACAUGGUGAGCACCACAGUGGGAAGUCGACAGAAGGGAGAGCAUCCAAUUCGGGUGGCUGGCAAAGAGAAGUGUGUCUACUUCUUCUGGCAAGGCCGGCAGUCAGCUGUGAGUGAGAAGGGCACGUCAGCCCUCAUGACGGUGGAGCUGGAUGAGGAGAGGGGGGCCCAGGUCCAAGUACUUCAGGGAAAGGAGCCCCCCUGUUUUCUGCAGUGCUUCCAGGGGGGUAUGGUGGUCCACGCCGGGAGGAGGGAAGAGGAGGAAGAAAAUGCACAGAGCGAGUGGAGGCUGUACUGUGUACGUGGAGAAGUGCCCGUCGAAGGAAACUUGCUGGAAGUGGCCUGUCACUGCAGUAGUUUGAGGUCCAGGACUUCCAUGGUUGUGCUCAAUGUAAAUAAAGCCCUCAUCUACUUGUGGCAUGGAUGCAAAGCCCAGGCCCACACGAAGGAAGUUGGAAGGACUGCCGCAAAUAAAAUCAAAGAACAAUGUCCCCUGGAGGCAGGGCUGCACAGCAGCAGCAAAGUGACAAUACAUGAGUGUGACGAAGGAUCCGAGCCCCUGGGUUUCUGGGAUGCGUUGGGAAGGCGAGACAGGAAAGCCUAUGACUGCAUGCUGCAAGAUCCUGGAAAUUUUAACUUCACACCCCGCCUGUUCAUCCUCAGCAGUUCCUCCGGCGAUUUCUCAGCCACGGAGUUCAUAUAUCCUGCCCGAGACACCUCUGUGGUUAACUCAAUGCCCUUCCUGCAGGAAGAUCUGUACAGUGCACCACAGCCAGCACUUUUCCUAGUUGACAAUCACCAUGAGGUGUACCUCUGGCAAGGCUGGUGGCCCAUCGAGAACAAGAUCGCUGGCUCUGCCCGCAUCCGCUGGGCCUCCGACCGCAAGAGCGCCAUGGAGACAGUGCUCCAGUACUGCAAAGGAAAAAAUAUCAAGAAGCCGCCCCCCAAGUCUUACCUUAUUCACGCUGGCCUGGAACCCCUGACGUUCACCAAUAUGUUUCCCAGCUGGGAGCACAGGGAGGACAUUGCCGAAAUCACAGAAAUGGAUACAGAAGUUUCGAAUCAGAUCACACUCGUGGAAGAUGUCUUAGCCAAGCUGUGUAAAACCGUUUACCCACUGGCUGAACUCUUCGCCAGGCCACUGCCUGAGGGAGUUGAUCCUUUAAAGCUUGAGAUUUAUCUCACUGAUGAAGACUUUGAGUUUGCACUAGACAUGACCAGAGAGGAAUACAAUGCACUGCCUGCCUGGAAGCAGGUGAACCUGAAGAAAGCAAAAGGUCUGUUCUGAGUCGGGGAGAUGCUGGUGGCACCGUGUCAUUGCUUUCGAUACCACUGGACCAGAAAAAUGGAUAUUUCUUUGGAUUGGUAUUUGAAAAAAUAGUUUUGAAUCAAGAGUUUUCAAAACCUGAAGCUGUUAGCUCUACUGCUUGUCCUGGGGUUGUGUAUUUUGUAAAUGUUUAAGAGCCCUAUUUGGAAUUCCCUUUCCACGACUCAGCAGGUAUGUUAAGAAAAGUAUCCUCACAUGCACUUGGGCAGCGCUUCCUCAGCAGCUGCUAGGAGCACAGCCCUCCUGUUCCUGUGCCGCCUUUUUGGAAGCAGUUCUCUUUAUAAAGUGUUAUUUUGAUAGUUUGUGGAUUCUAAGAUAUAUAUAUAUAUAUUUAUAUAAACACCAUAUAAAUCAAAUAUGUAUUUAACAAAGCAAUAUGUAUUCAUUCACUUUGAAGACUUUUUUUUCAGUGUCAAAAUAGUACUAAAAGGUAGAUAGAGUUGCUUCUAUGGAAUGAGUUUUGCCACCGAUAUGUAUCCUCACACGUGUUCAGAAAUGUCUCCUCCAGCGUGAGGUCUGACUUCUUCUGAGUGCUGCCUCGGUGCUACAGUGAGCAAAGAUUUGUACUUCCUGGCAUGGGCUGGGAAGCAUUUGUGCAAAUCCACCUCUCUACCUAUUUCCCCAAAAUGUAUAGUGCCUUGUUUUUAUGUACAGUUUAUAUACAGAAAAGUUUGCUCUGAAUUUUUUUGAUGACAGUUUGGAACAUUAUCUACAAUUUUACUCUAAAAUAGUAGAAAUAAAAAACAAAACAUCUCAAUUUCUAAUACCUGUCAUAAACAUUAAACGUGUCAUUUUGCAAUAUUGGACUCCAAAAUAAAAGCUUCAGAAUAAACACCACUGAUUGGUUCA
Messenger RNA from Manis javanica (Malayan pangolin), 7791 nucleotides. It is a transcript of the gene SVIL, whose product is annotated as supervillin. Gene Ontology annotation, cellular component: actin cytoskeleton; cytoplasm. The record is from RefSeq and is a predicted model, not a curated record. Gene Ontology annotation, biological process: barbed-end actin filament capping; cytoskeleton organization; actin polymerization or depolymerization. NCBI's taxonomy places the organism in Eukaryota, Metazoa, Chordata, Mammalia, Pholidota, Manidae. Gene Ontology annotation, molecular function: phosphatidylinositol-4,5-bisphosphate binding; actin filament binding.